AUGGCGGCUGCGGCCGAGGACGGCCGUGUCUGGCUGGGGCGGAAGGUUUCAGGCUCUGUCUCGGAGCCGGCUGGGACGCUCCCGUGUUCCGGCACCGAGACGUGGCCGCUCAAGCGCUACGGCCGCUUUGUCUCCCCGGGAGCCCCUCCCUGCGGGAUGGGAGCUUCGGCCUCCUGGAAGGUUUUGGAGUCAAAUGAAGAAUCAGGCUAUCUUAUUCUCACCAUUGUUGUAUCUGGCCAUUUCUUUAUUUCCCAAAGACGGGCAGUACAGGAAGGUUUUUCAUUAAUUGAUGCCCACAAAUGGUUGAAGAUAGUAAGAAGAGCAGAUUGUCUGUUGUUUGGUUCAAAGUUUAAAAACGAAUGCCGCAUGUUUCGUAUUCAGUUUGGUGGAGAUUCAAAAGAGCAGGCGCUGGAACACUGCUAUAAUUGUGUGCAGAAACUUGCAGACUAUGUAACAGUUCAGGUAACAGAUGAGCAAAGCCAAGAGCUGCACCAAGGUCAUAGUCAGCUGGCUAACCGUGAAAGUCAAGUGAAGGACUCCGAACAAAAUCCAUCCAUGCUGCAUGGACCAAGUCAUGUUAUAGAUAAACCUCCAGCCCAGUCAUGCACAAACUUUCCAGAGAGACAGAGAUCCGUGACAGAGCUAGCACAGUCUGUGCUGAAAUCAUCAACAUUUGAGCUCCCCCUUGCAUAUCAGCAUUCCGUGUGGACUGCUGAAGAAUUAGGACCUUUUAUUCGCCUAUGUCUCAUGGAUCAGAAUUUCCCAGCAUUUGUGGAAGAAGUGGAGAAGGAGCUGAAAAAACUGACAGAAGGUUGAGGAAAUGUUAAUUCUGUAUUUCAGGUAAUAACAAGUAGAGUGGAUACAAAUUUGAGAAAAUCUGAUUUUUUUUGGUCAGUGUUUUAUUUUUAAAAACAGGUGAAUCCACUUUUUAUACAUCAUUGCACUUCAACAAAUACACAGAACACAAGUUCAUGCAUCUACAGUUAUGCACGGCAUGAGAACCCUGUAAGGUCUAAUUCUACAAUCAAUCUUUAAAUCAACAUGAGAAAUUACAGUGUCAAACUGAAGAGUAUUACUAGUUGCAUAGAAUAUCACCAUGCUGUAACAUUUCAACGUCAUUUAAAACAAAAAAGUAAAUUAUAAAAGUUGCCUGAAUUGAAUGUACAAGAAUAUGUUGAACACAUCAGUGCAAAAGGAUUU
Caretta caretta (loggerhead turtle) is the source of this 1200-nucleotide messenger RNA. RefSeq names its product REC114 meiotic recombination protein (gene REC114). NCBI's taxonomy places the organism in Eukaryota, Metazoa, Chordata, Testudines, Cheloniidae. The record is from RefSeq and is a predicted model, not a curated record.